Molecule: messenger RNA, 4609 nt
Organism: Perkinsus marinus ATCC 50983
Lineage: Eukaryota; Perkinsozoa; Perkinsida; Perkinsidae
Exons: 36
Coding region: 1-4593 (1530 amino acids)
Cellular component (GO): mitochondrion
Molecular function (GO): GTP binding; GTPase activity
Source: RefSeq, a predicted model, not a curated record
AUGCACCUGCCGGAGUUCGGAUGUGCUGGCGACCUGAGGACAGAGGAGAAAUGUGAAGCCCACUAUGAGGAUAUUGCAGUGGCUGGGAUCUGUGCUGCUGGAGCUAACCCUUACCACAAACUCCUCAUUGCUACUACUCUAUCUGGUGCUGAUCCCCCACCGGAGUUUUCUCCCUUUAUUUAUUGUGAUACGGACCCAGCCUCACAGACUGAGGGUAGGGUUGUCCUAGAGAUCGUGAACCUCCCAUCGGACCGGCAGACUGAAUUCAACAUCCAGUUCGACCCUCCGACUUCUCUGUACUAUACUCGGAUAACGGUGACACUGAGGGCGGCAGAGAGCUUGGGGAAGCAGGCCAAGAUUGUGGUGUACUUCGCGGGCUGGAAUCAGACGCAGCGAGCCCUGACGUUUUCUCUACGGGAUGGUCUCACUUUGGAGUCCGGCCGGGAGGUGUCCUUCACUUCGCAGCCAGGGGAGUUCGUGCUUCCUGAGGAGGUCGAGGCUAACCAUGCAGGGUUCAUGGUCGAGGCUAGGAGUAGCGAUGAUUUGGAUGAGAUCAUUCCCAAGACCAGCGUCUUCCAAUCUGACUAUGUCCCUGGAGUCCGCAAGUUCGGAGUGUCCGAGCUGAACUACUCCAGUGUGGAGCCUUACGCUGUCGUUGAUGUCGUGCUUACGUUCACGUGCAGUAGACCUCUAUUUGAGGGUGAGGCUAGCCUGUAUUUGUCUCCGUCCCUCUGGUCUGGGUGUAUGACAGGUUGGCGGACUAUUUUCGAGGCUCAAUCGGACGCUUCCAUCUCCCCUCGAAUGAGCUUCAGCUGGAGGUCAAUCGACGCAUGCGCGGUCCUGUUGAAUGCUACUGCCACACCAGAAGAGGAGACCCCGAUCAGCCUAGGGAUGCGCAAUCUUAAGCUACCGGGCGCACUGUAUGAGAACGACCCGUCCCUGCAGCUCCGCAACAGCGAUCAGAUGUCCACUCCGCAGAGCGUUCAGAAAUCUCCUCGAGUGGGCGAGCCCCUGUUGGACUCUGGUGAGGUUAAGACCUUCCUGGUGUCGGAGCUCUCUUUCUCCCCGGCGGAAGCAAAUAACCCGUCUACUGUUGAUCAGAUCAUGAUACGGAUGAGGCCCAGUAUCAUCCUGUAUCAACGAAACACAGUUGUACUUAGCAUGUAUGGCUUCAGACUCACGAGCCUUAAGCUGCCGUCCAAGCUGUCGGAAGGAGACGGUCUCAUCACGAUAGAGGCUCUGGGGUGUUACAUCAAGAGGGAGCCGGUCAAGGGUGUACCUGCUGUUGGUCCUCCCAAAUACAUGACGGAGUCGAAGUUAUUGUUCGAGCCUGCGCAGCCCAACGCUCAGAGCAGGCUGGAGGCCAGCCUCAAUGAGGGAGAUCCUAGCGGGUAUAUCGAUCUCAGUGGGGUCAAUGCACCGUUGUUUGAGGGCUCGCGGGGCCUAUGGGAGAAUGGCGAGCAGCUCCUCACUGUCGUGGUGGAGGCGCUCAUGAUCCAAGCUGGCCGUCGGAUUCGCUUUCUAGUCGAGCAGGAUCAGGGCUUUGUCUUGCCGUAUGCGAUGUAUCAGACUGACCCUAGUCUCUAUAUAUAUGGAGAGGGCGAAGUAGCGUACCCUAGCACUGUGUCCACCAUCCUUAUUACACUACGACCGAACGUCGUGCUCCUGCAAGGCUCAGUGGUGCGUCUACAUCUACCAGGUUUCCAAUGCCCGACUGCAAGGCCUCAGUUGAGUCCUCCCUCUACCAACCGUCUUGACCCUGGCUAUAAGCGCUUUAUGACUACUGAUGGGAGCUCCUACUAUGGUAGCUGGAACGCUACAUUGGAGGUGCUGGACUUGGAGGUCUCGCCCGGCCAGAGUGUCCCUAGCGAUGCUUCUACUGUGGUCCGACUUGGUGCGGACGUUGCUGCAUUCCGGCUACCCCCGAUGAUGUCAGAGAAUGAUGGUAGGCUGAGGGUAGAGGUGGCGAGGGGACAGAUUAUAUUCCCUGAGAAGAUCAAGCAUAGUCCAAUGGUGGUCCCGCGAACCUUUGAGGUUUCUAAAUUCAUAUACGAGCCAAGAGAGGCAUUACGGACGUUCCGGAUGACCAUGACGCUGGUCCCGACUGUCGCCAUCAAUAUGGGCAACCCCAUAAUCAUCAAGUUGUCGGAGUUCUGGAACAUCGAUCGUGCGGCCAGAAGUAUCCAUCUCACGGGAAGGGAUGCCCAUCUGGUGGAGGAAACCACUGCGCUGUGGGACCAAGAUGCUAUGGAACUCACUCUGCCCAUCGCACCUGGGAAGGUUGUCUCGGAGUUCACCGAGUUGAAUUUCCAGAUUGAAGAGAGUCAGGGUUUCCUCCUACCUCGAAGCCUGUACAAAAACGACCCCAGAUUGACGAUACGGUCAGUGGGCAACAUAUUGGAGGAGCCAGUGAUGGAAUCUCCAUUGGUGGGGGAUGGUCCCUACGAUGAACAGCAGUACUGUGUGUACCAAUUCGAGAGGGGCAUAAGUGAGAGGGAGCUGGCUCGGUGUCUGUGUCCACGGCUGCAUGAGGAACCUGCUGACCUGACCGUCUCUGGUUUCAACUUAUAUGAAAGUGAUCGGAUUGUGGUUAUCGAUGAGAAUGAUGAAUGCACUGCUGAUGUGGAGGCACGGAUGUCCCUGGCAUGGUUGAUCCCAGAGGCUCCCAGCGUGAACGAGGCGAGGACUCAGCUCAGUUUUGCCAAUGUUCGGGCAAUAGAGACGGGGUAUUUUCGGAUUUGCAUCAUUCACUUCGAAGAGGUGUUUGAUGUUGGGCGUAUUGUGGUACGGCCUAGAUGCGACCCACCGAGCGUCAUGCUCCAAGGAGCUUGCUUGAAGCACUGUCCAACUACUACCGUCCCUAUCGCUGGCCAAUGCCGACCGGUGGGACAGUUGAUGGAGCCUAUCACUUCGUUGGAAGAGGAGAGUCAGGCGGUUAUGGUAUCGCUACGAAUGAGGUACCCGGGUGCUGAUAGCAAGGGCCUUGUCAAUCUGUCUCGAGACGAUCCGGUCCGGGACUACUUCGACUAUCGUUUUACGUACGAGUUGGCAGGCAUCCUAGACACGGACCCUAGCAGGUUUCAUAUGGUGCAGAUUUCAAGGAACUCCACUACUGUGGAGGCUGACCGUAUCAUCGUGAGCGUGGUGUUGAAGCCGGUCGGCUCGACGAGGUCCUGGUUGGAGGGGAGAGUCAUGGAGGAUGAGGCCACAGUGAGAUGGAGACAGAAGCGUCGGACGAGGCUGCGUCGGGAGGGGACAUGGCAUGUUCCUCGUCUUACCAUGCGGCCUGUCUCGCACAAUGUGCCCUUUAUAGAUCGGAUGUGGGUUAAUGUGAGAGCUGGACGGGGAGGCGACCCCAAACCUAAAACUAAGAGGACCUAUGGUUUCAAAGGCCCAGGGUACGGUGGUCACGGUGGGCACGUGUUCAUACGCUGCACUGACCAGAUAGACAGCCUCCUCAGUGUGAAGCAAGAGGUGCAUGCCAAGAACGGUGGCAAUGGGGGAGAGGUGAAUCCAUACGGCAGAGGUAUUCACGGUGAUGAUUGCACGAUAUAUGUGCCUCCGGGAACGAUCGUUAGGGAACGAAUAAAAACCGGUCACAAGUCCGAUGCGAAUCGUAGUGUCCAUAGGUCACGGUUCUUGUACCAAUUCCUCGCUGAUAAGGAGAUGAUAAGGAUAUGCAGAGGAGGCAAAGGCGGAGUGGGGUAUAGCAGUUUUAAGAAGCAUGAUGGGCGUAUGGGAGCACCCGGCGAAGGCAAGAAACUCGAGCUGGAACUGAGAGUGCUCACUGAUGUUGCAUUGUUGGGAAAGCCCAAUAGUGGCAAGAGCUCCAUCGCCUCAUCAGUGUGCCGGAUGAUGACCAGAAUAGGCCCUGAGGAGUACUCGACGAUCCGACCUCAUACUGGGGUCAUACGGUUCCGAGAUGGUGUGAACAUUAAGAUAACGGACUUGCCAGGCAUCAGCGAGGGAGCGGCUGAGGAUAGGCUUCGGGGACUGCGAGUUCUUCGACACAUGUACCGAGCUAGGCUUCUUGUGUAUGUUAUUAAGAUGGGCAAGGGUCCAGAUGUAGUGGGUACGUCGGAAGACCCUCUGGAGGACUUCGAGGUUGUAUACAAUGAGGUUAUGAAGCACGAUAAAACAUGGAAUGAGCACAGGAAAUGGAUUGUGUGCGCUACCAUGUGUGACAUGCUGCACAAGGAUUCCCUGUUCCACUUGGACUCGCUGUACUUCCGUCUGCGUGCGCGCUUCCCUGAGGUGGUCGUCAUCGGCACCAGCGCCCGCUUUGGUCUUGGUAUCAAACGGCUCGUGGACGAGAUCAGGACACAGUUGUAUCCGAACGCAUUGGUGCCUAGUUUCCGUGAAAGGCAAGUUCCCAUUCAUCGGCUCAUAGCCCCUUCGGCUGAGGAAGUACAGCAGAUUACUGAGGAGUUUUACGCUGCUGGUCGGUACAGCCUGUUGGAAGCCCAAGCACAGGAGGACGGCCUUAAGGUAUACCUCCCUGAAGACGAGGGCUCGAGGGUGGCAUUGGGCAUCCCUGCAAGUAUGGAUAGGCUUGCAUCGAGAGAGGGGCCUGUGCACUGUAUAGAAGCUUGAAUGCAUGCUUUUGUAU